Manacus vitellinus (golden-collared manakin) is the source of this 1341-nucleotide messenger RNA. It is a transcript of the gene PI4KB, whose product is annotated as phosphatidylinositol 4-kinase beta. Gene Ontology annotation, molecular function: 1-phosphatidylinositol 4-kinase activity. Gene Ontology annotation, cellular component: membrane; cytoplasm. Gene Ontology annotation, biological process: phosphatidylinositol phosphate biosynthetic process; phosphatidylinositol-mediated signaling. The annotation marks the transcript as partial. Lineage: Eukaryota; Metazoa; Chordata; Aves; Passeriformes; Pipridae. The record is from RefSeq and is a predicted model, not a curated record. The transcript is spliced from 5 exons.
GGCCCGGAUCCGGCGCCCCAAGGGAACAACGGGGGGACGUCCCUGAGCGUCAUCUCGGAGGGCGUGGGCGAGCUGGCCCUCAUCGACCCCGAGGUGGCCCAGAAGGCCUGCGAGGAGGUGCUGGAGAAGGUGAAGCUGCUGCACGGGGCCGUCCCCAACGGGGACGCCGGCGAGGGCUGCGAGAUCCGCUGCCUGGACGAGCCCCGGCUCCGCGAGGAGGACGAGGAGGGCGCGGCCAACACGGUGAAGACGGCGCGGCGGCGGCAGAAGAACAACUCGGCCAAGCAGUCGUGGCUCCUGCGGCUCUUCGAGUCGAAGCUCUUCGACAUCUCCAUGGCCAUCUCCUACCUGUACAACUCCAAGGAGCCCGGCGUGCAGGCCUACAUCGGCAACCGGCUCUUCUGCUUCCGCCACGAGGACGUGGACUUCUACCUCCCGCAGCUGCUCAACAUGUACAUCCACAUGGACGAGGACGUGGGCGACGCCAUCAAGCCCUACAUCGUGCACCGCUGCCGCCAGAGCGUCGACUUCUCGCUGCAGUGCGCGCUGCUGCUGGGGGCCCUCUCCUCCGACAUGCACAUCUCCACCCAGCGCCACUCCCGCGGCACCAAGCUGCGCCGCCUCAUCCUCUCCGACGAGCUCAAGCCCAGCUCGGCCCUGGGGCAGCAGCGGCGCCGGGAGCUGCCCCCUUCCUCCUCCUCCUCCUCCUCCUGCUCCUCCUCGGCGGCGGCGGUUGGGGGUGUGCCGGGGCAGGGCCUGGGCCAGGACGGCACGACGGGGCUGUCGCCCUCCAAGAGGACUCACCAGAGGUCCAAGUCGGACGCCACGGCCUCCAUCAGCCUGAGCAGCAACCUGAAACGCACGGCCAGCAACCCCAAGGUGGAGAGCGACGAGGAGGUGAGGGUGCCACAUUCCCAGUCUGUGGUGCUCAACUCCAAGGAUAAGGCUCCCUAUUUAAUCUACGUGGAAGUGCUUGAAUGUGACAAUUUCGACACAGCGAAUGUCCCCGCCCGGAUCCCGGAGAACCGGAUCCGGAGCACGCGCUCGGCCGAGAACCUCCCCGAGGUGGGCAUGGGCCACGAGCAGAGGACGGGCAGCUUCAGCACCGUCCCCAACUACGACAACGACGACGAGGCCUGGUCCGUGGACGACAUCGGGGAGCUCCAGGUGGAGCUUCCAGAGGUUCACACCAACAGCUGUGACAACAUCUCCCAGUUUUCCGUGGACAGCAUCACGAGCCAGGAGAGCCGGGAGCCCGUGUUCAUCGCCGCCGGGGACAUCCGGGAAUGCCGGGUGUCCCAAGGACAGCACGAGCGAUGGAUGAUCCCAAGGGAUGGAUGA